AUGACCACAACAGAGAACAGCCCUGAGGAUCCUCUGCUCAGAGACAAAAGGAAGGGAGAUCUCCAAGUGAUGCUGACCGAAGUGGGACUUCCUGUUGAAUACUGGUUGCCAAAGCUGCAGGAAGAUCUUGGUGUGACCUGUACUCAGUCCUUACAAUACUUAAAAGAAAAAGACCUCCAGAAGCUGAAAUCCCAGGUGCAGCAUUCAUGGGAGAAAAAGGCCCUGGAGAAGCUGUUUGACCUAACACAAUUAAAUACUAUUUUGGACUUACAGGAGUCAUCAUCAAUGCAAAUGAUUCAGAAAAGGCAGAAACAGGCAGAACAGACACUGCAGGAGCUGAAGGACUUGCUGACAGAAGGGAGGGGCAGACAGGAAGAGGUAGUAGAGAGAAAAGAAGUCGAGCUGAGGCAAGUAAUGGAGAUACCUGAAGAAUAUUGGCCACUGCCUGAAGACUCCCUACAAGAAGUCAUAGAAAACAUGCAGAAACAACUCCAUCUCAUGGACCAGACAAUGAACCACAGGCAAAAUCUCCCAGAUAGAGACCUGGUAAGAAGGGCAUCUGGAGGGCUGGCCCUGCAGGGAAUAUAUAAAACCAGUCACCAAAAUGGCCUAAUCCAGAAGAGAGAAGAGCUACUCAGUGUCCCCAAGGAGUUUUCACUCUUUGGACCUGAGCAGGGGACAUGGAUGGAAACAAAGGAAUUUUCAUCUUCUGAAGAAGAAUCCAUGUUCUCCCAGACUGUAGAGAAGCUAGCCUUCAGCUUAUCUGCCUCAGCCAAGGGUGGAGGUUGGGGAUUUAGUUUAGAAGCUGGAAUAGAUCAAAGCAAACAUUCAGAAUCCAAGGAAAACAAACAUUCGUAUUCUGAACAUUCUUAUUUCUGCUCAUCCAAGUUCUGCUACCUCCCCCUGGCCUCCUGCCACUUUCCCACAGAUCAACUCCAGCUCUCCACACCUGCUCUCCAGGAACUGAAAAGCAUUGAAGAACUCUUGGGCCAAACUACAAACUCAGACAAGAUGUCAUUACUGAGACACAGAACUGAAAACUUCUUCCACAGAUUUGGCUCUCAUGCUAACCAGGGUCCGGUGCACUUAGGAGGAAUCUACUGGUGGAAGGCCACCACAGAGGAUUUCCAGAGUGAGCAACUGACUGAAGUGAAGAAGGAGGCAGAAGAGAUCCUGGAAAUUUACAUAAAGGGCAGCUACAGUGGCUUUGGAGUAAAAGUUUCUCCAUGUAUGAAUGUGUCAGCUCCACAUUCAAAAACAGCCUCUCGGAGCAAAGGUCUUCAAAACCUCCAAACCACAAUCCAAUUAUCAGUGGCCCAGAUAGGUGGCCCACCAGUAACAGAUGGAUUUGUCCAGUGGAAAGCUGGCCUUGUUACUAGCAACCAAACCUGGCAUGUCAUUGACCGAGGGCUUCACCUGGUGCCCAUUUGGGACAUCAUCCUCUCAAACCACACAAGUGAUUUUAAGGAUCCUCUUCAAGUAGCUAUCUGCCUGAAGGACAAUUACAUUGCUCUGAGUGGACUCACUGCCAAGAUCCAGGAUGGAGAGGAAUUACUGAGCACUGGGAAGGAAGCUCGGGCUUUCCUAGAGGAUAUAAAGUCCUGGGAGGUAUCUGAUCCUGAAGAGCAGCUUAAACAACUGACAGAUUUCAUGCAAAUGAUGAGACAUAAAAUGGAAAAUUAUGACAUUUGGAUUAACAUAUGCCUUACAGAUUGGGAUCUGCAAAAUUUUCUAGUAAACACUGUUAACUUUUGCAAAAACUCAUCCUUGCAUAAUACUAAAUUUAUUAAAUCUCAGUUGUGCAGUCUUUUGGAUCCUCACAUCUACAAAGUGACAAACUUUCCUCAGGCUCAUUCCAUCAUGCAGUGGAUUUACCAGUCAGACGCAGACCCAGAGCAUGUCAACAUCACCCAAUUCUCUCAAUUCAUCAAAAUCUUAAGAGAAAUCCAAAAUAACCUCAUGGAAAUGAAUGUCAAAUCUGAGUCCACUGAAAUAGUGGAAGAAGCUCAAAGAAAGGCCACUUAUGAAGUCAGCAUGGCUCUCAGCUGCUUCUUGAAUUACCUCAAAAAAACAGAGCAGACAGACAUAGAAUUCUUGCUUCUUUCUAUUGCAGCUGGUGCAGGCUACCAAGUAAUAAACAAUACUUUUCAGUGUCUCCUGGGGUAUGAUGAGUUAAACUUCCUACUAGAUGAAACGCAGUGCACCCUAAACAAAUACCAAGAGCUCAAAAAUAUUUGCGAUUACAGAGCUCAAGCAUUCCUGGUGCUCACUAGUCUAACAGCCACAGCUGGAGUUGCAGCCAUUUCUCCAAAAGAAAAAAUACAAAGAAUGUCACUAAUGAGGCAUCACAUGGAACAAUCAUUGUCUAAUGAAGUUGUACAUGUCCUAACCAAACUUGGAGCAGAAUAUGAUUGGGAAAACCUAGAAAAAGACUUGAAAUUACUCAUUGAUGGUGAUUAUGAAGCCACUAUCUCUUCUUUGCAAAUGGACAAUGUGAAAAGACAAUUGCAAAGUCUCUUCCAUGGAAAGAAGCAAUCUUACGAACAAUAUAAUGAUAUAAAUGACAAAUGCAAGGUAAUAGAAAAUGCAUCUUUCUUAGAUUUACUCAGUCGGCUAGGCCUAGAGCAUUACUACCCAAAAAAGAUGAGCAGAGCUAACUUCCAUCUUAUCUAUAAAACCUCAAUGUACAACACCCAGCCCAAAUCUGAACAGGAACUUCCCUUCUAUUUUCUGCAGAAGCUACUGAUGUUAGAUUAUGGGUUAAGGCACGUGGUCUUCAUAGAAGAUAGAAACACAGAGCACCAAGUCUAUCAAAGUGUUUCAAAUGAGGACAGUGAAGCUUUCGAUCCUUAUGAGGACUCACCUGAAGAUAGCCAAAGUGUCACUAGUGCUUCAGCCACUAAGUCUAGGCCACAUAUUAACCCAAUGGAUAUUCAAAUGGCCAUUUUUCACUGUGCAGAUGAUCUUGCCAGACAAUAUAUUUUGGCCAAACUGUCCAUUUGUCAGUUUGCUCUCCCCCUUGUGGUGCCUAAUCCUUGCACUUCUGAAAUUGAAUUCUCUCUCUGGUCUCUCAGUCAAAUUAGGAAAAGUUUGCAACAAGCAAAGAAAUCACAAGGGAAGAAGAACAGUUAUAAGAAUCAGCAGAUAUAUCAGGUGCCUAACCCCAUUGUGUCCUUCAUUAGAGUUGGAAAUGGCCUCUCUGCCUCCAAAUCUCAGAUCAUGAACUGUCUUCUCAGUAAACGUAAACACAAUGUGUUUUUUCACAGACACAGCAGAGGCAGUAGCAAAAACUGUCUCUUGAUGGGGGGUGUGGUGGAAAUCUGCUGGUUCUGUCCUGGCGGGGAGGAAGAAGACAGAUUUGAAAACUGUGUGGCCUUCACUAAUCUUCAUGGAGAUGCAAAGGAACAUAAGAGACAACUCACCUUCCUGCAGGAGGUUUCUUCUCUCUUUGUGAUCCUCAUGUCAGCUUCUGAUGACAAUAAAGAAAACCAAAAAGUAGUCCGUGAUCUGUGCCAGUCAUCAAAACCUGUGAUCUGCUUACUGGAUGACAGAGAGAAAAUCAUGACCAAUAAUUCUGGGAGAAGAGUAAGAAUUGGCAUCAGAAACAGAAACGAGGCAGAAUUAACAGAAGAGCUCAUAGUGGCAAUCAGACAUUUGCUAGAACUCUCCAACACUGCUCUCAGCUUAGAGGAGUGUUCUUUGAUUGCUCAUGAACAAGGUUUCCUUGUGGAUGAAUACCAGAGAGAUUGCAAGGAAGCCAAAGAAAAGGCACAGACUAUCAUGGCCCUCCUGGGAGAAACAAAAUUAUCUCAGAUAAAGGAAAACUUACUACCUCUUCAGGGACAGCUAUGGCACCUUUGGUGUAAGAAAGACAAAGAAUUCUAUCAUCUGAGAGAAAAAGGAAAUCGAAGUAUCGAACAACAUAAGAGUGAGAUUGAGACAGAUAAACAAAUAAUACGGUGUCAGCAGUUGGAGAAAGCCUUUCCUCUCAAUGACUUAAUGCGAUCUUUUCUUGAAAUUCUUCAAGAACAUUCAGAAACUCAUACCAAACUCUACUUCUUGCAGUGGCUGAGUGUGUUCUUGGAAAACCUCACAGCAGAACACUUGGAAAAACUACGUGAACACCAAAGAUCUUUGUGGUCACAAGUACAAACUGAAAAGCAAAAGACACAAAAGAGUAAUUCCCUGCAACUCUGGAAAAAUCAAAUAGAAGCCAUCUCCAUAGAGAUUCAAGACUGUACCUUGGGUAUUGAGCAACUUCUCAGAGAAGUUGGCCAAAUCUAUGAAGCCCUGGAAGAAACUUCUACAGGAGACACUCUUUUCCUCUCUCUUCCUCAAAUUGCUGCAGACCUGAUGGUAUCUGGAGUUCCCAUUGAGCUGAUGGAUGGGGAUGCCUCUUAUGUGCCUCUCAAGUGGGUGUCAGCUGUGUUUGACAAGGUCUCGGAGAAACUUGGAGACCCACGCAUUUUUGUUCUCUCUAUCCUUGGUCUGCAGAGCUCAGGGAAGUCCACCUUGCUCAAUGCCCUUUUUGGGCUACAGUUCACUGUCAGUGCAGGCAGGUGUACUAGGGGGGCCUACAUGCAACUCCUGAAGGUGAAGGAGAACUUUACAGAAGAACUUGGCUUUGACUUUGUGCUGGUUAUAGACACAGAAGGACUUCGGGCCCCAGAACUCAACAACAAAUCUCAAAACUGGGACAAUGAGUUGGCCACCUUUGUCAUUGGACUUGGAAACUUGACCAUCAUCAAUAUUUUUGGAGAGAAUCCAUCAGAGAUGCAGGAUAUAUUACAAAUAGCUGUCCAAGCCUUUCUGAGGAUGAAGAAAGUCAAAAUCUCCCCAAGUUGUCUCUUUGUCCAUCAAAAUGUGGGAGAUGUUACAGUUGAAGAUCAAACCAUGGAAGGACGAAGAUGUCUAGAGUGCAGACUAGAUGAAAUGGCCAUAACAGCUGCUGAACAAGAAGAAUGCUCAGACAUAACUCACUUCAGUGAUGUCAUUAAGUUUGAUGUCAAUACUCAUGUCUACUACUUUGCUCACCUCUGGGAUGGCAAUCCUCCAAUGGCCCCUCCCAAUCCUCGCUACAGCCACAAUGUCCAAGAACUGAAAAGUAGAAUUCUUUUGACUGCAGAACAAGAAUCCAGGGGAAGCAUCAUGAAGAUAUCACAUGUGAAAUCCCGAGUUCAAGAUUUGUGGAGAGCCCUGAUAAAUGAGAACUUUAUUUUCAGUUUCAGGAACACCCGAGAGGUCAUGGCCAUGAGCAAAUUGGAAACCAUGUACAACCAUUGGACCUGGGAGCUGAGGAGUCAUGUGCUUGACCUGCAGAAUCAGUUGAACAAUCAGAUUCAGAAUGGAAAGAUUCAGACACUCCAAACAGGCUUAUGUGAGGCUCCCGUUACAGAAAAAUACACAGCAAUCAAGCAAGAACUUGAAAAAUAUUUCAAUGAAGAACCCGACAGUGAAAUACUGAUUCAAUGGAAAGCAAAUUUUGAAAAUAAGCUAAUAAUGCUUAAAGAGGCACUUAUUUUAGACAGCAAAAGGAAAGCCAAGGAACUUAUGCAGUUUAAAAAAAAUCAAGAAAGAUUAUACAAGAACAAAACAGGCUAUGAUAAUGAAGUACGUGAAAGAAGCCAAAAGUUGGCCUUAACCAUAAAGGGUAAAGAAUUAAGUGAGGAAGAGUUACAUGAGAAAUUCAACCAACUUUGGAAAAAAUGGGUUUAUGAUGUGUCUUCAGAUCUUCCUCAAAUCAUGGAGCCUGAUAUUGAUAUAGAUUCUGAAAAUAUCCUUUGGGAGUAUUUCCAAAAAGAGAUAAACAUGGUGGACAUACUAAGGAGUAAUUGUGAAGAGAAGUUUCAAAUCAAUUAUGAUGAACAUGUCAAAAUGAGUAAAAAAUGUAACUUCAUGACAAGGACAUUAAAAGCUUGUGAUAGAGAAUCCAUUAAUAUAACCACUGACCACAUUAUUUCAAGAUUUAAUGAAACUGUUAACAACAUUCGUAAGCAACAAAGUGAUUACAGUGCAAGUUAUUUCCAUGAAAUCCUGAGAAUAAUAAAUGAGGAGGUAAAAUCUGCACUCACUGGGGGAAGAUAUAAUUUUACAAGUAAAUACAACAUUGACUUAUCUUUGUGUUUGUUCCAAAGAGCAUCAAAAAUCUUUAAGGACAUGCAUAGGGCCUUCAAGGCAGCAAAUGAUCCUGUGAACUAUCUGGAAAGCAAAAAAGAUGAUUUCUUUAUGAGUUUUAAGAUCUCCUGCCAAGGAGCCACCUCCAUCACAACAUUUGUUGAUUUUCUGUGGCACAAGCUCACUCCUGCUAUUUCUGCCACAAUACAGGGAAAGAUGAUCAUUAAAAUAGCGGGAGAGAUGCGAGCUACUUGCCCUGCAUUCAAUGGGAACAGGGCAAAUCUAGAGAAACACAUUCUCAUUUCUCUAGCAGAAGAAGAGAACUUUGAUAAUUACUGGCAAUACCUUCAUUACACAAGAUCAUUUUUUAGCAGCUACAUUGAAAACUGUAUUAAAAGAUAUUGUUCAAAUGAAGAAGGUGAAAAAAUACGAAUGUUCUUUAAAAUGAGCUUAGAUGACAUGAAGAAUGCCAUUCUCUCUGCCAUUCAUGAGUCCACAGCAGUAGCUAAAGAUAAAGGCAGCACUGCCUCUGGGUGGUUGGAUUUGUUCUGUGAUCACCUAGGGAGCAAUUUGAUCUUUCCACGAAGAGAUCUGGUAAAUAUUGAACACCAGGAGAUAAAAGACAUUGAGUUUCUCAAAGAAGCCAUGAGUUCGGCUUUGAAUCCAGCAAUGAAGAAAGUAGAAGAGAAUUUUUCAAGUCUGCCGAUAGAUGUAAUGGUUCCUGAAAUUGAGAAAAUUCUGUCUGAACAUCUCUGUGGUUGCUGGAAACAAUGUCCCUUAUGUAAUGCAAUUUGUACUAACACAAUUCCUAAUCAUGAAGGAGACCACAGUGUUCCCUUCCACCGUCCUCAGGCUGUCAAUGGAUGGCAUAAGCACAAAACAAACCACUUUGUCAUUGAUUGCUGUACUACUUCAGUGGCAAGUGAUCGUUUCAUGCUUUUAGGAAAUAACCAGGAAAUCCCAUAUAAGAACUAUCGACAGGCAGGAGGGGAUUAUGCCACCUGGAGCAUCACCCCAGAUUCAUCCAGUCAGACAUACUGGAAAUGGUUCAUUUCACACUUCAGAUCAAACUUAGAAGAAAAGUAUCAGAAAAAAUUCACAGAUACAGGUGAAAUUCCUGAUGCGUGGGCCAAAAUCACAAAACAAGAUGUGCUCAAUGACCUGAAAAAGUAA
Messenger RNA from Dipodomys ordii (Ord's kangaroo rat), 7287 nucleotides. Its product is annotated as interferon-induced very large GTPase 1-like. Gene Ontology annotation, molecular function: GTP binding. The transcript has a single exon. The coding region runs from base 1 to 7287 and encodes 2428 amino acids. The record is from RefSeq and is a predicted model, not a curated record. NCBI's taxonomy places the organism in Eukaryota, Metazoa, Chordata, Mammalia, Rodentia, Heteromyidae.